GAUGAGAGAGAGGAAAACCCAGUUCCUGACUCCAUGUCCCUCCUGCUGGGGUGUGGUUGCCGUGGGGUCAGUGUCAGAGGGAAUCCUCGAAAGGGACUCCUUUGGUUCUGCUUUUUUCUAGGAUUGCGUUCAGAGACUUUGUUUUGGGAUGCGGGAGGGAGAAAGGAGGUUAAAAGUGUGUCUGUGGGCCGAGCCUGGCAGGAGGGGCCAGGUCUCUGCUGUAAUAAAGAGAUUGAGCAUUUUCUCAGCACGGCAGAAUCUCGGAUCUCGCUCUGCAAGGAAAGAGCCUGGGGGAAGCGUGAUGUGAAAUGAACUAAUGCCUGUUCCUAAACUUCCACAACAGCCCUUCUUGCCCGGCCAGGUUGCAGAACGACGCUCAUGUUUCUUUCCGGUUCAUCCCGUCUUCCCAUGGGACAAGGGAGCGACAUGGCUGCAGAGGAGCCAGCUCAGGGGCCGGUGACCUUCCUGGAGGUGGCUGUGUAUUUCACCAGGGAAGAGUGGGCUCUGCUGAACCCCGCUCAGAGAGCCCUCUACAGAGACGUCAUGCAGGAGACCUAUGAGACUGUGACCUCGCUGGGGUUUCCAGUUUCCAGAACUGAUGUGAUCUCGCAGCUGGAACGAGGGGAGGAGUCGUGCGUCCCAGACCUUCAUGGCUCUAAGAAAAAAGUGCUCCCGAGAGCUGCCUGCAUAGGCAGGAUGCCCUGAGUGUGGGAAACACUUCAAGCAGAGCUCACACCUUAUUACACAUCGGAAAAUCCACACGGGUGAGAAACCUUACGGAUGCCCUUAGUGUGGGAAACACUUCAAGCAGAGCUCACACCUUAUUACACAUCGGAAAAUCCACACGGGUGAGAAACCUUACGGAUGCCCUGAGUGUGGGAAGCACUUCAUUGACAGUUCAUCCCUCCUCUCACAUCAGCGAAUCCACACAGGGGAGAGGCCCUACACAUGCUCUGAGUGCGGGAAAAGCUUCAAUCAGAGCUCAACCCUAAUCACACAUCAGAGAACGUACACAGGAGAGACCCCCUACAUGUGCUCACACUGGGCUUGACGGACCAUUGGUCUGACCCAGUCUAUGACCUGUCGUGCGUUCUUAUGGAAGCCCUCUGCGGCCUUGUCUACACGGGCAAGUUUCUGCACAGGAAAGCAGCUUU
This is a messenger RNA of Caretta caretta (loggerhead turtle), 1154 nucleotides long. NCBI's taxonomy places the organism in Eukaryota, Metazoa, Chordata, Testudines, Cheloniidae. The record is from RefSeq and is a predicted model, not a curated record.